Dendroctonus ponderosae (mountain pine beetle) is the source of this 1601-nucleotide messenger RNA. It is a transcript of the gene Tango2, whose product is annotated as transport and Golgi organization protein 2 homolog. Gene Ontology annotation, biological process: protein secretion; Golgi organization. Bases 343 to 1182 code for a protein of 279 amino acids. The transcript has 5 exons. The record is from RefSeq and is a predicted model, not a curated record. Gene Ontology annotation, cellular component: Golgi apparatus. Lineage: Eukaryota; Metazoa; Arthropoda; Insecta; Coleoptera; Curculionidae.
GACUUAGUAUAGUAUAUAGAAAUGUUUAUAUAACAAGUAAAGGCGCGUUUUCAGAUACAGUGUGAGCUAUGCGUAGUAGUGUGCGUAUUGUAUAGUAUAUAACACAGCGUAAACCCCCACCAAUGCAUUUUCGCUUAUAUUAUGAUAACAAAUUUUAAAAUCGUUUCUUUAUUCAUCUUUGAUUAUUUAUUGUUAUUAUACAUAUAGAGCAGAAUAAAUUACCAUUUCACAACACUCGCUAUUAGGAAAGUUUUUAGUGAAAGUGAAUAAAGUUCAAUAUUCAGCGCGUCAGAUUCAUUUAGUUUGCUUUACUGCUAUCUGAAACAAUAAGCAAGGUGCAAUAUGUGCAUUUUAUUUCUACACGUAAAUCCUGAUCCCAAAGACAAGGAGUAUAGACUCAUUGUAGCUACCAAUAGGGAUGAAUUUUAUCGCAGACCUGCAAAAACUGCCUUUCAAUGCCCUAAAACGGGAGUUAUAGCUGGUAGAGAUAUGGAACCGGGAAGAGAAGGUGGAACUUGGGUAGGUCUGGUUAAGAAAAACUACCCAGAAAAUGGAAAGGCGUCCAAGUACUGUUUUAGCUGCUUAACUAAUAUCCCCAGCAAAGUCGAUAAAGCCACUGGAAGAGGCAUGCUUGUUAUAGAUUAUUUAGAAGGAGAAAAUAAUUUUCCAGACUACAUCAAGAAAUUGAGGAACAAUGGGCUGGUUUACAAUGGAUUUAAUUUAAUUGGAGUGGAACUAAGCAAAGACCGCGCCCCCAAAGUAUACCAUACUAGCAACAUGCCGCAAAUAGAUUCGGAAUAUACGGGAAAACACACAAUAGGUUUUGGAAACACUAGCAUUUCCAGUCCAUACAUAAAAGUUCUAAAUGGCAGGAAUAAGUUUCUGGAGAUAAUUGAACGAGAUUUAGAUCAUGAUCAACUUAAAGAAGAGCUUGUAGCUUUACUGAAAGAUGACACCAAACAUUUGCCAGACGUGGAGUUAUCGAGGAGAAACCCAGGAGCUUUGGAGAAAUUGUCUUCUAUUUAUGUUGGGUUUCAGCAGGCUGGCUAUGGAACAAGAACACAUACGAUAAUACUGAUUGACAAAGACUGGAAUAUGGAAUUUACUGAAAUUACUAUGGCAGAACCGAUCCAAAUUGAAAAUCCUACAUGGAAUACCACCGUUAUAAAGUCAACUUUAUAGAUUACUAGUUAUAAAUAUUACUAUUUUUAUAUCUACAAAGCCAGCACAGGAUUGUUUAAAUAAAAUUGACCGGAUAAGUGUUCGUGGAGGAAUUUUAUUAAGAUAUCUAUAUCGAAUUUUAACUAUUUAUUCAAGCUCAAUUGUUAAUGUAACCAAAAGUUUAAUGUGUUAUUACUUGUAACUUUUCUCCCCUUAAUCUUCAGUAUCUAGGUAAUUUACGUAAAUUAUGUUCUAUAGUUUCAUAUAUAUUUUUGUAUGCACUUUUUGGCCUUCAGGGUAAAUUUACGGCUUAAACUUGAAAUGUUUACAAUUUGACGAAGUUAUUUAAGAUAAGUGAUACGAACAUAACAGGAUGUUAUUUCAGUCAAUGAUGGAAGACUGUAUAGAAAUGUUGUUAAGUCAAUAAAUAAUUUAACAAU